AUGGGUGACGUCAUUGGUGACCUCAUAUCGCACCGCGGGCAGAUCAACGGCUUUCGAGAAAAGCCGUGUGGCAUGAACGUGAGAUUCGGGGCAGGGGAUGGAGCCGGCGAUGUGGUUGACGCGCUGGUGCCGCUGUCAGAGAUGUUCAACUAUGUGUCCAACCUGCGCGGCAUGACCAAGGGUCACGGUGACCCACAACAAUCUCUUCUUCCCCCCUCUUCCUGCUUAUCUACUUUCAUUUUGCUUUUCCGAUGCUACCAGGUGGUUGACGUGCUGGUGCCACUGUCGGAGAUGUUCAACUAUGUGUCCAACCUGCGUGGCAUGACCAAGGGGCGAGCCAACUACAACACGCAGCUCACACAAUUUGACAUCGUCCCCACCAACAUUUAG
Closterium sp. NIES-65 is the source of this 390-nucleotide messenger RNA. NCBI's taxonomy places the organism in Eukaryota, Viridiplantae, Streptophyta, Zygnematophyceae, Desmidiales, Closteriaceae. The record is from the annotation of a GenBank genome assembly.